UGUUUGGCUGUCGCAACAGUGAAAAGGAGCUUUGUUCUAGUCCCUUGUGUUGUGGGAUGUUAAACAGCUGAAGCUCUGCAGCAUGGCCCAGCCGAGGGAGAAGCUCAGCACACCGACUCACAGAGGCGUCGUGAUCCCAGAUGAUUGGCCGGGGUACCGUCUGGAUCUUUUCACCUAUCCGAAGCAUUACAGCGAGGAUCUGGACUGCGUCUACAUUCCACAUGGGGUCAUCAUGGACCGGACGGAGCGACUGGCGCGCGACAUCGUGGACGAUCUUGGUGACCACGACAUCGUGGUUCUGUGCGUGCUGAAGGGAGGUCACCAGUUCUGUGCCGACCUGGUGGAACGCAUCCAGGUGCUGAGCCGCAACUCCAGCAAGUCUUUACUCAUGACCGUCGACUUCAUACGACUCAAGAGCUACCUGAAUGAUCACUCGACACCGGACGUCCAGAUGAUCGGCGCCGAGAGUCUGUCUGUUCUCACCGGGAAGAACGUCCUGAUUGUGGAGGCUAUAGUGGACACGGGCAAGACUCUGCAGACGCUGCUGUCUCACGUCCAGACCUUUAAACCCAAACUGAUCAAAGUGGCAGGUUUGUUGGUGAAGAGGGUCCCUAAUCAGGCUGUCUGUCUCCCUGACUAUGUUGGCUUUGAGAUUGCUAACCACUUCGUGGUUGGCUACGCUUUAGACUAUAAUGAAUAUUUCAGAGACCUUAAUCAUAUCUGUGUGAUGAGUGAAGAUGGGAAGCAGAAGUACAGACUCUGAUGCCUCUUGGUGUGUGUGUUUGUGUGUGUGUGAGAGAGAGAUUCUGUCCUCGUGAACUAUUCUUGCUAAAAUCACCCAGUACACACUAACUGUACAUUGCGAUGUUAACUUUAUUUCAUGUAAAAUCCUAACAGAAUGUCGUAUCGGACUGUAGGAGUAUUAGACUCCGCCCACUUCUCCCUCAGGCUGAGCGUAGUGUAAAUUCUCCGCGUCUCUGUAAUAGAAGAGCAACCGUAAUAACAGAGAGAUAAUUAUAGUUAAUUACUGCUGGAGGUGGAAAACCCACUGAUGUAAUAGUCCAGAGAAUACGGUACACUCUCCUCACACUCUCCUCCCUCUGUUUAACUCCACCACACAUUUCACAUGCACGUGUGUGUGUAGCGUGUAGAUUUCUAGAUAAUCUUGUUAUGGUUGAACUUCGUUAUUACCGCGCCUGGGACGGAGUCCACCAGGGGGCGAGGUAUUGUUUUCAGUAGGUGGGGUUUGUUUGUUAAUGAUGUUACAGGAAAACGGCUGGACCAACCUUCAUGAAACUUACAGGAUAGAUGGGCUCAAAUAGAACCACCAACAUUUUGGGGGUCAAGUCGAGUUUAUCUGUAUAGCACUUUUAACAAUAAACAUCGUCGCAAAGCAGCUUUACAGAAUUUGAACGACUUAAAACAUGAGCUAAUUUUAUCCCCAAUGAUGAAGCCUGUGGCAACGGUGGCAAGGAAAAACUCCCUCAGACGACCUGAGGAAGAAACCUCGAGAGGAACCAGACUCAAAAGGGAACCCAUCCUCAUUUGGGCAACAACAGACAGCAUGACUAUAAUAUUAACAGUUUUAACAUGAAGACAGUUUCGUUGAUGUUAUAAACUCUUCAUUGAUGGAAACUUGAGUGCAAAACUGUUCAUGACAACUGCAGUCCUAAAGUUAGCAAUUCAACUGUAGUCCUCAGCCAUAAAAGCUGAGUCAUCCGGUCAAGGUCAAGGUUUGUGUAGCUACUGCUUCAUAUAGAGGCGGGAGUCACUACAGCAUCCAAUCGCACAGUACGGUGUGUUCUGACUGGCUGAAAGCAGUAUGGUGUGUUCUGAUUGGCUGAGAGCAGUAUGGUGUGUUCUGACUGGCUGAGAGCAGUAUGGUGUGUUCUGACUGGCUGAGAGCAGUAUGGUGUGUUCUGACUGGCUGAGAGCAGUAUGGUGUGUUCUGAUUGGCUGAGAGCAGUAUGGUGUGUUCUGAUUGGCUGAGAGCAGCAAAGAAUCAGAAUCAGCACCAUGUUUUUUGGCCAAGUCUGUUUACACACACAAGGUCAAAAUCACGGUCAAGGUCACCAAAAACGUCAAAAUUGUUUUUUCGUGAUCUCUUCCUUCAUAUUCAUCAUUAGUGUUACCGGGUGAGGUUUGUUUUGCCUGGCAACACUUAUUUUUGUGACUCUUAUUUCUCCACAUGUUCAUUUCCUGUGAUGAUGAUAAAAUUACACAAAUCAGAAUUCUCUCAUCUCAUUAUCUCUAGCCACUUUAUCCUGUUCUAAUCGAUCCAUUUUUUUCCUCCUCUUUACCCUAAAUAUAGAUUUGUACAGAACUUAUUCUAGAACUAUGCUCCCAAAUCCCAUAUACUACCUUAUUUAACAGAAAUAAAAAAUUUUUUUCUCUCUA
Messenger RNA from Neoarius graeffei (lesser salmon catfish), 2397 nucleotides. It is a transcript of the gene prtfdc1b, whose product is annotated as phosphoribosyl transferase domain containing 1b. NCBI's taxonomy places the organism in Eukaryota, Metazoa, Chordata, Actinopteri, Siluriformes, Ariidae. The record is from RefSeq and is a predicted model, not a curated record. Gene Ontology annotation, molecular function: hypoxanthine phosphoribosyltransferase activity; magnesium ion binding. The transcript has 9 exons. Gene Ontology annotation, biological process: GMP salvage; guanine salvage; IMP salvage. The coding region runs from base 83 to 763 and encodes 226 amino acids.